AUGGACUCCCAGAGCUCGCCAUCCCGUAACUCUUCUACCCUUUUGCGGCAGGAGCGCGACGCACGUGCCGAUGCUCUGCACCGUGAAGGGGUGUUUCAAAAAGCCUACAUGGAGCUUUUCCACCGCCACGAGGAAGACCGAAUGGGGAACCCUUACGGCGAAAAUGCCAAGGAUGCCCUCCGUGUGCGCUUCUGGAUGGAGACCAAGGACCAGGACCCUGGAGACGCUGAAACCUUUGAGGAAUUGAUGCAUAUUGUGAAUGACUUCAUCGAAAGCGAUGAUCCGGACAGGCCUGUCUUCGAGGACGAGGCGGUCCAUCUCGGGGAUAUCUUGGAUGUGAUCAUUAAAUUCGGGGAGACUGAAAAAAUUGUCGACAUAAAAUUCCUCUUGAAUAAGUUGGAGGAUCAACCUAUUCAAGAGGAUUGA
This is a messenger RNA of Aspergillus affinis, 426 nucleotides long. RefSeq lists its product as uncharacterized. Bases 1 to 426 code for a protein of 141 amino acids. NCBI's taxonomy places the organism in Eukaryota, Fungi, Ascomycota, Eurotiomycetes, Eurotiales, Aspergillaceae. The transcript is spliced from 2 exons. The record is from RefSeq and is a predicted model, not a curated record.